AGGUUUUUCGGACAGUUUGUGGUGUUUUUUUUAUUAAAGAUAAAACAGAAAUAGCAAAUAAAUCGUAGUUAUCAACUUUGUUACUGUUGCAUAACUUCUGACCUUCAGAUAGAACAGUGAACCCUGAUAUGUGUACGCGGUAACAUGGAUACAGAGGACUUUGCUGAUGCUUUACAAGAGUCAGAGCAGGUACUUAGAGAAUGCUUUACAAAAUUCCAGUUAGAUGAAGUUUUAUUUUCAUUCAAUGGCGGCAAAGACUGCACAGUGCUACUGGACUUGACUAUCAAAGUACUUAAAGAGUUCUACAAAUCGAAUGAAAUAGAUAGGAUGAAAAUAGUCUACAUAAGAACCAAAGGCCCUUUUAGAGAGAUCGAAGAUUUCGUGAAAGAGAUAGAAGAAUAUUAUAAUGUUAAGUUGAUGGUGUGUGAAGGAGAGAUGAAAUCAACACUGGAGAAAAUACUAAAAGAAGAUCCUGUGUUAGAAGCAUGUUUGAUGGGCACGAGACGGACAGACCCUUAUAGCGAAUCAUUGCAGUUUAUGCAGAAAACCGAUGCAGGCUGGCCGCAAAUCAUCAGGGUGUUACCUCUACUCAAUUGGAGCUACCAUCAGAUAUGGAGUUACAUAUUCAAACACAAAGUGCCUUAUUGUAGCCUCUAUGAUCGAGGGUACACGUCAAUAGGCAGCGUACACAAUACGCGGCCAAACCCUGCUCUACAGUACACGGACGAAUGCGGGCGCGCGGUGUAUCGACCAGCGCACACGCUCGCGGACGCGACGCUCGAGCGUGCGGGCCGGGGGAUCAUUAACGGACAUUGACGGUGUUAGAGUUGUGCUUGUUUGGUCACGCACGAUUGCAGGAUUUUUUUACAAAACGAAAAUCAUGGUUUCAUUACAAACAUAAAAUAAUUUGUGCGUGACCAGAUCCGCAUAAUUCUAAAAACGUAGUAUAGAAACGUUAUGUUUUCCUCGGUAACAGUAUCUAAGGAAACAAAAUCUAGUGCCUAAACACACUAGGCCGAGAAAACGCGGCCGAAGUUCGGCAUGAUUACG
Messenger RNA from Aricia agestis (brown argus), 1050 nucleotides. RefSeq names its product FAD synthase-like. The coding region runs from base 145 to 816 and encodes 223 amino acids. The transcript is spliced from 5 exons. Gene Ontology annotation, biological process: FAD biosynthetic process. Gene Ontology annotation, molecular function: FMN adenylyltransferase activity. Lineage: Eukaryota; Metazoa; Arthropoda; Insecta; Lepidoptera; Lycaenidae. The record is from RefSeq and is a predicted model, not a curated record.